This is a messenger RNA of Chanos chanos (milkfish), 1053 nucleotides long. It is a transcript of the gene gpr78a, whose product is annotated as G protein-coupled receptor 78a. The transcript is spliced from 3 exons. Gene Ontology annotation, biological process: adenylate cyclase-activating G protein-coupled receptor signaling pathway. Bases 1 to 1053 code for a protein of 350 amino acids. Gene Ontology annotation, cellular component: membrane. The record is from RefSeq and is a predicted model, not a curated record. Gene Ontology annotation, molecular function: G protein-coupled receptor activity. Lineage: Eukaryota; Metazoa; Chordata; Actinopteri; Gonorynchiformes; Chanidae.
AUGAACUUAUCGGAGGCGUUAUUGGAGUUCUUUAUUGUCGUGAUUGCUGUUGUGUCGCUGUUAUCGAAUUUACUGGUGCUGUUAUGUUUCACCUGCAGCGCAGAAAUACGCGGGCAGGUGCCAGGCGUAUUCAUAUUAAAUCUCUCUUUCUGCAACAUCCUUAUCGCUAUACUCAAUAUGCCCUCCACGCUACUUGGAGUCGCCAAAGGCCAGAAGCCGUUCGGAGACCCAUUCUGUUACGCUGUGAGCUUCAUGGAGACUUUUCUAACCACCAAUUCUAUGUUGAGCAUGGCUGCGCUUAGUAUUGACCGGUGGAUAGCAGUGGUAUUCCCGCUGACUUACUCCAGCAAAAUGAGAUACAAGGACGCUGUCUUAAUGGUGGGCUACGCGUGGAUACACUCUUUAACGUUCUCUCUCACGGCUCUGUUGUUCUCCUGGUUUAACUUCAAUCCUACGUACGCUUCAUGUACCGUGUGCCUAAACAAGGAAAGCGAGCGCCUUAACUUCACUGUUUUUACCGUGGUUUUCCACUUCACCAGCUUCGCGCUCACGCUGUUCAUACUGUGUUUCACGUACCUGAAAGUUCUCAAAGUGGCCCGCUUUCACUGCAGAAGGAUAGACGUUAUAACGGUUCAGACACUUUUACUGUUGGUGGACAUCCACCCGAGCGUGAAACAACGUUGUCUACAUGAACAGAAAAGAAGACGACGAAGAGCCACAAAGAAAAUAUGUAUAUUCAUUGGAUCUUUUGUCAUUUGCUUCGCCCCUUACGUAAUAACAAGACUGACAGAGGUGGUGGCAACCGUGAAGAUAGAUCGCUACUGGGGCAUCGUUACCAAGUGUCUAACGUACGGCAAGCCCGCCCUGGAUCCCUUUGUGUAUUCUCUGCUUCGUCAACAGUACAAGAAAGCCCUCAUUGGCAUGACCAACAGGAUUCUGGGACGCGACUUGUACAGCCCUUCCGGACACAGCAGCUCUUCAGACACAGACAAUGACUCCUGUCUGCAGCGACUUCAUGAAAGACGGCUAACUCAAAAAGGAGGGACCGGUUAG